Anarrhichthys ocellatus (wolf-eel) is the source of this 5888-nucleotide messenger RNA. It is a transcript of the gene egf, whose product is annotated as epidermal growth factor. The record is from RefSeq and is a predicted model, not a curated record. Gene Ontology annotation, molecular function: Wnt-protein binding; Wnt receptor activity; growth factor activity. Gene Ontology annotation, biological process: epidermal growth factor receptor signaling pathway; canonical Wnt signaling pathway; positive regulation of cell population proliferation. Bases 404 to 3844 code for a protein of 1146 amino acids. The transcript is spliced from 23 exons. Gene Ontology annotation, cellular component: plasma membrane. NCBI's taxonomy places the organism in Eukaryota, Metazoa, Chordata, Actinopteri, Perciformes, Anarhichadidae.
CUUAUAGAAGAUCUUGCUCCAAUGCUGGACUAGCAUGUGCAAAAUGUACCACGGGGGUGUCAGGAAUUUCAAUCUUUGCUUCCAAAACAGACUGGCAGCCUGGGGGCCAAACUGAGGAGGAUCCCACACACAAUUUUUUUGUUGUUGAACACUGCACUGGCAGUAUUACACUCUUCAUUCUGAGUACUCCAUCCUUUUAUUGGGGUAUUACAUUUCUCUUUAGCGCAGGCAUCUUCUGUCAUGUAAAGCUCCGCUGUCUCUUUAAGUUGAAGCCUUGGACAAGGAUGCCAACAGUCCAGAAGCAAAUGUUGCUUAAUUUUAGGGAAUUCCUGUGUGCCAGUGCUAAUAGUGGGAAUGCCUGAGAAAAAGUGCAGCUCCUGAGGCAGGGACGGAGUGCACGAUUAUGUUGGCUGCAACGAUCACAGCAGCGCUGAUCUAUUUCAUGGUGCAAAGCUCUGGAGCCUUGGCCCUCGGUACAGCAUGUUGGGAUGAACGCCUAUCGCGAGCGGGGAGAAACAGCAGCUGUGUGGCCUCACAGCCGUUCCUGAUAUUUGGCCAUGGGAAAGCUAUCCAUCGGAUGGACCUCGAUGGGAAGAACCAGAGAAGGCUCGUGGCUGGAGUGGGAAGCUCGAUCCUGCUCGACUUUCAUUUCAGAGAGGAGAGAGUUUACUGGGCUGACAAACACACUGGAGUCAUCUACAAGGCGUCAGUGAAAGGAGCACACAGACAGAAACUGUACUCAUCUGACAAACAUAUCUCGGGCCUUGCAGUGGACUGGAUUUGGAACCGUGUAUAUUGGACAAGUGGAGAAAAGGGAAAAAUCAAGACAAUGGAUAUAAACGGGAAAAAUGAAAGGACUCUUUUAAGACACUUGACCCAACCAAAUUCUAUAAACGUUGACCCCGCUAACAGGUUUCUUUUUUGGCUGUCCGGUGGGAUAACCCCAAGUAUCCAGCGGUCCGCCGUGACAGGACAGAUGAAAACUACACUUAUUAAGAUAGCAGAACAACUGGAAGCCCUGUCAAUCGACCGAGAGGACAAAAGACUGUUCUGGGUUCAGUUUGGUCUACAAGGAGAAAGUGCCAUUGCCUCUUGUGAUUACAACGGCAACGUCCUGCACAUCGUAGAUCAGCCCCUUUGGUCUCAGUCACUGGGGAUAUCAGUUUUUCUGGAGCACUUGUACUACACUGAUGCAGCCUCUCGGGUUAUAAAACAAGUAAACAAGUACGCUGGUGGAGAGCCACUGAAUGUUAACAUAAAACAAAUGGCAAAACCCCCAGUCAAUAUCAAGGUGGUACAUCCCCUCAACCAGCCAAUGGCAGACUCCCAAUCAUCUCUUCCAGGUUGUGACGAACAGAGUGGAAAUUGCGUGAACGUGUGCUCCAGUCUAGCCGAGCAAGGGACGUGCCAGUGCAGUGAAGGCUUUGCUCUCAGUCAGCAAGGCACUUAUUGUGAAGAUGUGAAUGAAUGCGCGCACUGGAACCACGGCUGCUCUCUUGGUUGUGAAAACAUCCCAGGCUCCUAUUUCUGUACCUGCCCUAAAGGAUACGCCCUCCUACCAGACAGGAAGACAUGUGGAGAAAUCGUACCAUGUGAAGGCAAUAUGACCAGGAAGUGUGGCCAUGGAUGCCUGACAACAGAUGAGGGUGCUGUGUGUGUGUGUCCUGAGGGAUCUGUACUACAGGAGGAUGGACAAGCCUGUACUGGCUGCUUGUCUGCAGACAGAGGGGGUUGCAGUCAGCUCUGUACUCAUGUCACCCCUAGUGGGUGGCAGUGUGGUUGUCUGCCUGGUUACCAGCUCCACCAAGACGGCAAGCGCUGCAUUGCCUCUGGACCACCCCCUUAUCUACUGGUUGCCAAUCUAGUGGAUGUACGACAAAUUAAUCCUGAAGGCCCUGGGGAUCAAACCCUUGUGGAGGAUCCAAGAGGAGCAAUCAUAGCUUUGGACUACGACCCUGUCCAGAAAAAUGUGUACUUUGCUAGUGCAAGCCAGAAGACAAUUGAGCGGGUGGAUUUGAACGGCGGGUCAAGAGACGUGCUUGUCUCUGAUGGUUUGGACUCUCCGGAGGGUCUGGCAAUUGACUGGGUCCACCGCAGGAUGUACUGGACGGAUAAAGGCCAGUCAACUGUUGACUGCAGUACCUUAACUGGGCUGAACAGAGAAACUAUCGUCAGCAAGGGGCUGGAAAAACCAAGAGGAAUCGCAGUUCAUCCUUUGACAAAGAAGUUGUUCUGGACUGAUAUUGGGGCCCACCCUGUCGUGGAAAGUGGUUCUUUGAAGGGGAAAGACCGUGCUGUCAUUGCUAGAACCAACCUUGUGUCACCAAGCGGCCUGACCAUCGAUUUCACAGAGGAUCGUCUGUUCUGGUGCGACCAGAUGAGGGGCCUGGUGGAGACUGCUGCUCUGGAUGGUUCAGAUCGACAGGUCCUGUUAGAGAACCAAGUAGCUCAACCUUUUGACCUUGCAGUAUUUGAGGACAGGUUGUGGAUAUCUGACCGGGAGCACCAGCAGCUGAGGAGCGUACACAAGCGGACUGGGAGAAAACUGCAACGUAUCCACAGCAACAUGGUCCGACCAGCGUCCAUUGUGGUGGUUCAUCCCCUUGCUAAACCAGGGGCAGACGUUUGCCUUCACCUGAAUGGAGAUUGUGCUCAGGUGUGUGAAAGCAGACUGGGGUUCGCCCACUGCUCCUGUCUGUCACGCCACAUCCUGUCAGCCGAUGGAAGAAGUUGCUUGGCCGCCGACGCUUCGAAUGGAACAGCAGAAUCUGGAGACGGUGAAUCCAGUGAUUCAACGUUUACCAAAAACAAAACACACGACGAGAGCACAGCCCUGACAGCACCUGGGCGGUCGACUGGUGAAGCGGAGCCUGAUCUGAACUCUGAUGAACGCAGCGAGGCAACUCUCUUCACAGACAAGAUGGUUUCAGACCAGAAUGAGUGUUACUCGCUCCGCUGUGAUGUAGAUGCACAGUGCCUGCUGCGUGCUGGCAGCCCAACCUGUCUAUGUCUGGAUGGUUUUACAGGUGAUGGACAGACGUGUGUGGAUAUUGAUGAGUGUACACAGGGAACGCACACAUGUGACAAAAACGCAGAAUGCCAAAAUGCCUUGGGGAAGUAUCUCUGCAAGUGCCAGGCUGGAUACCAGGGCAAUGGGAAGACAUGUCAAGAGUUGGAGACGACAUCACCGUGGCUGACGACCGGUAGCCCUGCUGAUGUCUCCACCCGGCACCACAACAGUGACUCGGUAGAGAGUUGCCCGUCCUCCCAUGAGUCCUACUGUCUGUACCAGGGUGUCUGCUUCUACUUUCCUGAAAUGGAGUCCUACGCUUGCAAUUGUGUUUCAGGCUACAUGGGGGAGCGUUGUCAAUUCAGUGACCUGGAGUGGUGGGAGCUUCAGCAGGCCGAGGAGGAGAAGAGGAGGAACGUGGUCAUCGCGGCCUGCAUGGUGGCCCUCGUUUCCCUGCUCUCCAUCGCUGCCUGUGUCACCUACUGUUACGGAACUAGAAAACUCUUCCACAAACAGCCCUCUGUGGAUAAUGUGAGCGAGACCAGCGUGACAGAUAAGAGCAUGUCAGAGACCACCACUACCAGCGUGCCUCGGUUCUACAUGGUGGCAGAAAACGGCGUGGAAGGAAUGGUCGUCCCUGUGAUGGGCUGUCCCAGAAGAGCUGUCUGUCCAUCCUGCUCUUCAGAAACAGGUGACAACCAUGCGUCUGAAGAUUCGGGAACAUUGUCCAAACACAACAGAGGGUACGAGUGUUCCAUAGUGUCGGCUGUUGCUGUGGAGACCACGCAACCCCCCUGUCCAUCGCUCAAGUCCGUCUCCGUCGAGCUCAUAUAGUUGUUCGUCUUUUUCGAGCCACCAGUACUCUCCCAGACUCCCGACCUAGAGCCCCCUGCCUCCUAGUUCACCAGACAGACCGACAGACGCAGCUAUACAGUUAAAACACACACAUACUGUAACAUCUGGCUGAUGUGCAAACUGCGAAAUUAAGAGUUUCAUUGCAAAAUGGCAUACCUCACAAAUGAAAGAAAUGUCACAUAAGCUGUUACCUACCAUAAGGUUAUUUGUUGCAUUUUUGUAAAAAGCAAAUAUCUGGUUUGCUACUCUCAUCUGUAGAUUUAUAUUACACACUCAAUGUAUUCAUGCCACAACAGUUAAUGAAAGCUAUAACAAGUAACUGGUGGCAUUACCCAGAAUAGAUCAUUUGGUGUCUAGCCAGGUGUAGUGAUAAAACACUGGCUAGUUAGCGUGACAAAGGAAAGAAAAAAUAUUAUGAACAAUUUCCUAGAAUACAGGAUUUGGAAUUAAACUCUUUCCUGCAUCAACAUUUACCUUAUGUUGUAGCUGACAAUAGCAUAAACUGUAUGUCAUGUAAAAUACAUACAUUACAGUAUGUCUUUUCUAAACAGCUCCAAAGUAGAUUUUAAGUUUAUUAUCAAGUGUUGUAAAAGUAAAAAAAAAAUAAAAUAAAAUUUUAAAAAAUCGCAUAUAACAAGCGAACAAAACUAUGAAAUCGGGUCAUAUUUUUGACACAAAAAAAAAUGCUUCCAUUGCUAGCUUUUCAAAAAACUAUUAAAGAACAAGUACAGCUUGUCAAGUUAUGAGUCAUGACGGCUUGAUUUCUGUUCGUCUAGCAUAAAGCAUAAAUACUAGGACCUUAGUUCACAUUUUAGUUCCAAGUCGUCAAUUCUGUUUGAAUAGCUCAAAAGCACAAAUGUGGUUUUUGUUGGCCACCAGCAUCUCUAAAAAAGAUCCCAAUCCUUAAAUCAAACGGUGUGAAUGCUGUUUGUGCACUAAAGUAAACAAUGUUUGUCUCGUGACAACUGACGUCUGCAUGUGUCCUCUGUUGAAUAAACCGUUGCCCCUCCAAUGCGCAGGAGAGCUUAAGAAUAGAAUAACUGCUUGCGUGUGUAAUAAAGGGAUGCGUUUAGUUUCUUUGUUUGGAAAUCACAUUCAUGUUUUCCCUAUUUGUAAACUCCAAUGCGGUAUUUUUGUGACUGGACUAAUAUUCAUCAUCGCCUUCAAAUUCGGUGUUGUGCCGAGUUACAAUGGUUUGUUGGUCAUCUUGUCGUUCCGCUCAAAUGCACAAUAAGUAUUCUGCCUGAUCCGUUAUAGAGAGCGUGAACUCAGCUCACACAACUAACCUGACGGGUGCGAUAUUGUUAGCCAAUUGUAUAUUUAUUUUUACACAAAAGAUCUUUGUUCACUUGUGCCAGAGCUCCAUUAAUAUCUAUGCUUUCAUAAAUAAGGCGAGGGGACACUGAGCUGGAUUGCUGAUCGAUGGAUGAUAGACUGAAUUGGAUAGCUUGGUUUGUGAAGGGAAGGUUUCUUGUUUUUGAUUUCUAUCUAAUGACGCGUUGCCGUACGAGUUUUCAUAUCUAAACAAGCAAAACAAUGGUAAUAUGUAUUUGGAAAACACAACCCCCUGCCAGAGUUUUCAUUCACACUGUCUAUAAUUAUUUGAUGUAUUCUUUUCAGCUCCCAUGUACUAUAACUGGAAUUACAAAACUGCAAAAUGAGGCUUUUAAUUCCACCAAUAAAACUAUAUUCACACCAAAAACAAAAUGUGCUGUUAAUAACCGCAACACAUUUGGCAUCAGCUAUUACACAUACUAAACUUUUGCUGUUCUUCUUUACCAAACCUUUUUUAUUUGCAAAAUACACUUUUCUAAUGACAUCGUCUUCUUAUAAUUGAAAGAUUAUUUUGUCUUGGUCUCGUUACAGCCCAUCACACUCUUCUUCAAAAGCUCUUGCUCCGCCGACGGUGCGUUUCUCUCCUCCACCAAAUCUAACGCUCGAGUGGUGUUGGUAGCGAUGCUGCGACCCUCCCUCCACCACCACCACCACCCCCACCCCAUCUGUCUCUUUCUAUCUCCGACUA